Heterocephalus glaber (naked mole-rat) is the source of this 948-nucleotide messenger RNA. RefSeq names its product olfactory receptor 1468. Gene Ontology annotation, molecular function: G protein-coupled receptor activity; olfactory receptor activity. Gene Ontology annotation, biological process: G protein-coupled receptor signaling pathway. Lineage: Eukaryota; Metazoa; Chordata; Mammalia; Rodentia; Bathyergidae. The record is from RefSeq and is a predicted model, not a curated record. Gene Ontology annotation, cellular component: membrane.
AUGAUGGAAAGAAACCAAACCAUCCUCUCACAGUUCCUCCUGCUGGGUUUGCCCAUCCAGCCAGAGCAGCAACACGUGUUCUAUGCCCUGUUCCUUGCCAUGUAUCUUACCACCAUCCUGGGGAACCUCCUCAUCAUUGUCCUCGUUCAACUGGACUCCCAUCUCCACACGCCCAUGUAUUUUUUUCUCAGAAACUUGUCCUUCUCUGAUCUCUGCUUUUCCUCUGUCACAAUGCCCAAGUUGCUGAAGAACAUGCAGAGCCAAGUCCCAUCCAUUCCUUAUGCAGGCUGCCUGGCCCAAAUGUAUUUCUUCCUGUUUUUUGCAGAUCUGGAGAGCUUCCUGCUUGUGGCCAUGGCCUAUGACCGCUAUGUGGCCAUCUGCUCCCCACUGCAUUACAGCAGCAUCAUGAGCGCCAAGCUCUGUGUGUGCCUGGUGGGUCUGUCCUGGGUGUUGACCAUGUUCCAUGCUUUGUUACACACCCUGCUCACAGCAAGAUUGUCUUUCUGUGGGGACAAUGUGAUCCCCCACUUUUUCUGUGAUUUGUCUGCUCUGGUGAAGCUGGCAUGCUGUGACACUCAUAUUAAUGAGUUAGUGAUAUUUAUCAUGGGAGGGAUAGUUGUUAUCAUCCCAUUCCUACUCAUCAUUACAUCCUAUGCCCAGAUUUUUUCCUCCAUUCUCAAGGUCCCUUCUGCUCAGGGUAUCCGUAAGGCUUUCUCCACCUGUGGCUCUCACCUCUCUGUGGUGUCACUGUUCUAUGGGACAAUCAUCGGCCUCUACUUAUGUCCAUCAGCUAAUAAUUCUACUGUGAAGGAGACAGUCAUGGCUAUGAUGUACACAGUGGUGACUCCCAUGUUGAACCCCUUCAUCUACAGCCUGAGGAACAAGGACAUGAAGGGAGCCCUGGGAAGAGCUUUUCAUAAGAAGAAAAUGCUCUUCUGUUUUUCAUGA